AUGAGUUACAUUGUGUCGACAAAAUGUGGAAGGUACAAAGAAGGUUUCGAUUUUAGUGCUGAAAGAGUGACGAGGAGCAUUGAUGAGAGCCUGGAGAGGUUGCAGCUUGAUUAUAUUGUGACUGAGACCAUUCCUGCACUUGUUAAAUUGAAGGAAGCAGGAAAGGCUAAAUUCACUUAUGUUCUGGAUAGAGUUCCACCUGGAACAGUUGAUGUAAUCCUAUCAUAUUGUCACUACGGUGUAAAUGACUCCACUUUGGAGGAUCUCAUCCCUUAUUUGAAGAGCAAGGCUUCCGUGGAACUCAAGGCUGCAUGUCAAGAUGCUGCUGCUUAUUGUAAAGAGAAAGGAAAGAAUAUAUCUAAACUAUCUUUGCAAUACAGCUUAUCAAAUAAAGAUAUUUCUAUCUUGGUUGGGAUGAAUUCAGUCACACAGGUUGAUGAAAAUGUAGAGCUGCAAUAG
Molecule: messenger RNA, 459 nt
Organism: Salvia miltiorrhiza (redroot sage)
Lineage: Eukaryota; Viridiplantae; Streptophyta; Magnoliopsida; Lamiales; Lamiaceae
Product: L-galactose dehydrogenase-like
Exons: 4
Coding region: 1-459 (152 amino acids)
Biological process (GO): L-ascorbic acid biosynthetic process
Cellular component (GO): cytosol
Molecular function (GO): L-galactose dehydrogenase activity
Source: RefSeq, a predicted model, not a curated record